Molecule: messenger RNA, 1751 nt
Organism: Dioscorea cayenensis subsp. rotundata (Guinea yam)
Lineage: Eukaryota; Viridiplantae; Streptophyta; Magnoliopsida; Dioscoreales; Dioscoreaceae
Product: hydroxymethylglutaryl-CoA synthase
Exons: 12
Coding region: 163-1590 (475 amino acids)
Biological process (GO): acetyl-CoA metabolic process
Molecular function (GO): hydroxymethylglutaryl-CoA synthase activity
Source: RefSeq, a predicted model, not a curated record
ACGAGACGGAGAAGGCGGCGUUCGCUCGCGAGCUUGGCUUCGUUCUUCGCUCCAACGUCACGAGAGCGAGAGAGUAGGAUCUCGGUCUCCAGGGGGCUUCAAGAGCGUGGUAAAGGAGGUUAGGUUUUCAUCUUUGGUGCUUGGGAUUUGGAGAUUCAAGCCAUGGAGUUGCAGAGGAAGGAUGUGGGGAUCGUCGCCAUGGAUAUCUACUUUCCUCCCACUUGUGUUCUUCAAGAAUCUAUGGAAGAUUACGACGGAGUGAGCAAAGGGAAGUACACCAUUGGGCUUGGGCAGACCUGUAUGGCCUUUUGCACCGAGUUGGAAGACGUUAUCUCCAUGAGCUUGACUGUAGUUACUUCCCUCCUCGAGAAAUAUCAAAUUGACCCAAGAGAAAUUGGUCGCUUGGAAGUUGGUAGUGAGACGGUGAUAGAUAAAAGCAAGUCUAUAAAGACUUGGCUGAUGCAAAUUUUUGAGAAAUGUGGUAACUCUGACAUCGAAGGAGUUGACUCAACAAAUGCAUGUUAUGGGGGAACUGCUGCACUACUGAACUGUGUGAACUGGGCAGAGAGUAGCUCUUGGGAUGGGCGUUAUGGGCUGGUUGUUUGUACAGAUAGUGCGGUUUAUGCAGAAGGACCGGCUCGGCCAACAGGGGGUGCUGCUGCUAUUGCAAUGUUAAUUGGGCCAAAUGCUCCAAUAGCUUUUGAAGGAAAAUUUCGGGGGAGUCAUAUGGCUCAUGUUUAUGACUUUUAUAAACCAAAUCUUGCAAGUGAAUAUCCGGUUGUUGAUGGAAAGUUAUCUCAAACAUGCUAUCUCAUGGCAGUUGAUUUUUGUUACAGACGUUAUUGUGCCAAGUAUGAGAAGUUUGAGGGAAAACAAUUUUCACUUUCUGAUGCAGAGUAUAUUGUAUUCCAUUCUCCAUACAACAAGCUUGUGCAGAAAAGUUUUGCACGCCUUUUCUUCAAUGACUUCUUGCAGAAUCCAAGCUCCAUCGAGAAGGAAGCUAGAGAAAAACUUGAGCCAUUUUCAACAUUGACUGGUGAUGAAAGUUACCAGAAUCGGGAUCUUGAGAAGAUUUCUCAGCAAGUUGCAAAGCAAUUAUACGACGCAAAAGUUCAACCGUCCACUUUGGUCCCAAAGGAAGUUGGGAACAUGUACACCGCAUCUCUCUAUGCGGCAUUUGCAUCUGUUCUUCAUAACAAGCACAAAAUUCUGGGAGGUCAACGGAUUGUCAUGUUUUCGUAUGGCAGUGGCCUAACUUCUACAAUGUUCUCCUUUAAACUUAACGACGGUCAACAUCCAUUCAGCCUAUCAAACAUUGCAUCAGUGAUGAACAUCUCCGAGAAACUAAACAUGAGACAUGUGUUUCCUCCUGAAAAAUUUGUUGAGACACUGAAACUGAUGGAACACCGAUAUGGAGCUAAAGAUUUUGUGACUGCUAAAGACACAAGCUUAUUAUCCCCUGGUACAUUUUAUCUCACCGAGGUUGAUUCGAUGUACCGGAGAUAUUACGCGAGGAAGGACGCAGAUAAUGUGAACACCGAGGAUGGUAUCGGCUUUGCCAAUCAUUCACUGGUCAAUGGCCACAAAUGAUAAGACUCCAAAUAUGAGGGAGAUGCAAUGGAGUUAUAGUUUCUUUGUAUCCCUCUUAUGAUCUCAUUGUUAACUUUGCAAGGUUUUAUUGUUGGAUUGUUGUGGCUUAUUUUAUUUUGUUUAUGAAUUUCUAAUUUCUUGGUUAAAUUUAAUUUCUUUAA